AUGAGUAACAACGACAACAAUACUUCAAGUUCCACGGAUACUAAAUUAUUACUGAAUAGAUCAAGAGUUAGUAGGGGUGGGAAACUGGGAAAUAGCGGGCCACGCUCAGGGUACAAGAAGAGAGACACCUCGGAUUCAUCAAGUUGUCAAUCACAGGAGGCAAACGACAUUCCUGAAUCACAGCAAUGCUUGAUUUGCGCAGAGCAUAUCAUUUAUGCAGCGUUGACACCAUGUAAUCAUACAACUUGUCACAAAUGUACAUUCCGUCAACGUGCUUUAUACGAGAAGAAUAAUUGUCUUAUAUGUCGAAGUGAGAAUGAUAAGAUCAUAAUUACGGAGCAGUUAGAUAAGGGAUAUGACGAUAUAAAGGUGACCGAUAUAGUAGCGUUUGAUGAAAAAUACCACGUUGGAUUCACCCAGGAGUAUGUUGAGCAAGAUACUCUUCGGUUGUUGGAAAAUGAAUGUCAAAUAUGUCAUGAGAUAUUCCCCAAUUUUAAAGAAUUAGGCGACCAUGCUAAGGAAGCCCACGGGAAAUACUAUUGUUUGAUCUGUUCUAGACAUAAAAAGGCAUUCAAAGUUGAACUCCCACUUUUCACAUACAAGCAAUUACAAAAGCAUCAAUCACAAGGAGAUACAACUGGAUUCAAGGGCCAUCCUGAAUGUAAACAUUGUCAAGGGAAACGGUUUUACUCAGAAGAUGAAUUACAUGUACAUAUUCGUGAUCGUCAUGAACGUUGUCACAUUUGUGAUCAAACUACUCCCAAGACUGCUGAUUAUUAUCGCAAUUAUGAUGCACUAUAUCAACAUUUCACAAGAGCACAUUAUGUAUGUACAGUUCCCUCAUGCGUUGAAAAACGAUUUGUUGUGUUUAGGGAUGACUUAGACUUAACGGCUCAUAUGUUGAAGGAGCAUGGUGGGUUAAAUAAUGGACAACGAGUAGUUAUUGGAUCCAAUUCAUAUCACCAGCAUAGUGGUCAUUUUAGUCAACUAUCUACUUUCAACAAUUCCCGUUGGCUUUCGUCAAAUGAAGAUCAGGAUGAAGAUCAACAAUCGCCUGAAAUUAAAAAGAGGCGUUUUGAGGAGAGGGCUAAACAUUACUUGAAUUAUAAUAAUGACAAGUAUAAGGAAUUCACAAGAGUGAAUGAUUUGUUUUCAAAAAAGAAAAUCAAUGCUAGUAAGUUAUUGGCUAUUUAUCAAAAGGAUUUAUUUAUUCACCAAUCAUUGGAAGAAUUGAAUUUCCUAUUUAAGGAAUUUCUUGAAUUUUUCCCUAAAACCAGUGACUUAUAUAAAGACUUGUUGUCGAUUAUAGUUGAAGAAAAUGAAACUAAUCCAACAGAACAGUUCCCAGUAUUGGGUGGAUCAAAUGCUGCCAAUGCAUUUACUUCAAAUGGAUGGUUAGGUGAAGCCGGUGGCUCAAGUAGAAAUAGUGGCGCAUCAACCCCGGUUGAUCGAUUCCCACCAUUGAAGAAACCGGAAAAGGUCAACUAUGUCAAUCCAAAUGAACAGCCAAUAAGAUAUUCAACCAUAAUAAAAAAGAACAAGCCCAAGACAGUGUCUGUUAAUAGAUCACCCAAUAUAAUGUCACCAGCUCCGUACUUGCCAAAUUACCUUGAUAGAGUUAACAAUACCAAAUCUGACACAUCAUUAGCAAGUGGAUCUAAAGCAGCUUCACAAUCAUUUAAGCCACCCACACUACACACUGGUAGAGCUACUUCACUAGAUGAUAAUAAAUUCCCUGCAUUGGAGAAGAAGCCUAUUAAAAAGGUGAUACCGCGUGUAUAUGAAGUCAAAGUAACUGAUCCAAGCUCAUGGGGUAAAAAUGGUACUACUACCAAUGACUCUGCUGCAGUUGUUAGCUCGGAUGACAACAGCGGUAUUGAAAUUGUCGACAAGAAGAAACAAAAGAUGAAGAAGAAGCAAGAUAGAAUUUUGUUUAGCAAUGCAUUUUGA
Lodderomyces orthopsilosis Co 90-125 is the source of this 1950-nucleotide messenger RNA. RefSeq names its product E3 ubiquitin-protein ligase. NCBI's taxonomy places the organism in Eukaryota, Fungi, Ascomycota, Pichiomycetes, Serinales, Debaryomycetaceae. The transcript has a single exon. Gene Ontology annotation, biological process: protein ubiquitination; rescue of stalled cytosolic ribosome. The coding region runs from base 1 to 1950 and encodes 649 amino acids. Gene Ontology annotation, molecular function: ubiquitin protein ligase activity; ribosome binding. The record is from RefSeq and is a predicted model, not a curated record.